AUUAUCUCAUUUAGAGAUGAUGUUGCAAGAGAACGAUCCAGAAGAAGAUAUCCCAAGCGAUACUGAUGAGUACGUGGAGCAGAGUCCGGAUGGGAGGUGGUACAGACGGGACCAACCAGUUCAAGCUCAAGGUAUUGGAGGCCUGACACGGAGUUUUCUUGCUAUAGAUAUGGAGGAAGGAAAGGAGGUUGUCUGGAACGAGAUAGAAAUCAGUCAGGAGAUGCACUCUCUUAUAAGACGAGACACCAGUAAGGAAGCCAUGGAGGCCAUCCUGAAGAUCUUCAAACGAAUAGAGCAUGUGAACCUGAUAAAAUACAGCGGGUACUGGAUACAUGAUUCAGCAGAAGAUGGCAUGUUCAAGAUAGUGUAUAUCACAGAGUACACCUCAGCCGGCACACUCAGAAGUUUCUUGAGGAGGAGUAGAAUUAACAAGAAGAAGAUCGGAGCUAGGGUCUGGAGACGAUGGAGCAGACAGAUUCUCAGAGCUCUGGAUUAUCUCCACUCGUGUGCUCCCAGUAUUACACAUGGCCACCUCAACUGUGACAGUAUCUACAUACACCACGAUGGUAUCAUUAAAGUGGGCUCCGUCGCUCCAAACAUAAUUAAAGAUUUUCUUUCUUCACUGCUUGAGGAUAAGGACUUCGAUGAAAAGGCGUGUUACAAGACUCCUAACUCUAAGGAUAUCUCUGACUUUGGAAACUGUUUGUUAGAAGUGUUCGCUACUGGUGUCGAGGAGUCGGACAUGAGAGAUGUAGCUCCGAUUAACUAUGAUAACGAUAAGAAGAAGAAAAACAGACGAGAUCUAACAGAGGAUGAGAGAAGACUGGUCCUGGAGACUUGUGGAGCGAAUAAGGGUACUCUGCUGAUGGAAUGUUUCGGGAAUAACGCGUCUGUGGGACAGCUGCUGAACCACACUAUCUUCAUAGAGGUGCCGCCGCUAAAGGUUAUCGCAUACUACGCCAUGUUCAACCGGUGGGGACACAGUAUGGUCAAAGCAAUAGAUCCUAAGAAGCUGGAGCAGGGAGACACCAAGACUAUAAUAGUUGACACCGUGCCCAAGAAACAUGAGACCUCGCCUCUGGAUAUUGAGAAGCUGUCCUCUGACGUGGAGAGUGGCAUGUUCCCCCUGUGUGGUAUCAAGAUCCAGUCUCCGAAGACCAAGGAGAAGUGUCCUGCUGAGAGUGAAACUGAACCCACCAUUUCUAAGGCUGAGGACCGACUCAUUCUGAAGAUAAACGGGAAGAUCGUCUGUAAAGGAAACGAUCCCGACAAAGCUAACUUGUCUCUGGAGUUCACGAUGAACGAUCAUAUGGUCCGGAAGAUGGAGACAGAGAUCUCUCUUCAGGAGGAUAGUCCGGCCAAACUUACUGAUGAGCUGAUCGACUACAAUCUACUUAAUAAGAAGGAUCGGGAAAUGGUUAUAGAGUCUAUACAAGACGUAUUGUCAUCCUGAUGUGUUGUUCCCAAAGUAACGAGCUGUUCCCAAAGUAACGAGCUGUUCCCAAAGUAACGAGCUGUUCCCAAAGUUACGAUCUGUUCCCAAAGUUAGGAGCUGUUCCCAAAGUAACGAGCUGUUCCCAAAGUUACGAUCUGUUCCCAAAGUUAGGAGCUGUUCCCAAAGUAACGAGCUGUUCCCAAAGUAACGAGCUGUUCCCAAAGUAACGAGCUGUUCCCAACGUAACGAGCUGUUCCCAAAGUAACGAGCUGUUCCCAAAGUAACGAGCUGUUCCUAAAGUAACGAGCUGGUAUCCGUAUAGAUGUGGUUGUUUGUGUUGCUGCUAAUUAAACUCUGUAACAAUUUGACAUUGACUUGAUGUAAACGAGUAAUGUUAUGAACUUGUUUUUAUCUGUUUGAAUUCACAAUAAGGGUGUUAUUAUGAUGGGCUACUAUCACAGUCGUGGAAUGUCAGAUGUACAAAAGAUUAGCACUGUGGUGACAGUUAGAAUGCUGCUUUUUAUUGUUUAGAACUUAUUUCUGUGUUUUUUA
Molecule: messenger RNA, 1987 nt
Organism: Bolinopsis microptera
Lineage: Eukaryota; Metazoa; Ctenophora; Tentaculata; Lobata; Bolinopsidae
Product: nuclear receptor-binding protein-like
Exons: 2
Coding region: 17-1453 (478 amino acids)
Biological process (GO): protein phosphorylation; intracellular signal transduction
Cellular component (GO): cytoplasm
Molecular function (GO): ATP binding; protein serine/threonine kinase activity
Source: RefSeq, a predicted model, not a curated record